Linum tenue is the source of this 1827-nucleotide messenger RNA. The record is from the annotation of a GenBank genome assembly. NCBI's taxonomy places the organism in Eukaryota, Viridiplantae, Streptophyta, Magnoliopsida, Malpighiales, Linaceae.
GAGAAUCCCCGCCGCAACUGAGGUGCCGGCGCCUGUGAGUGGAGCGCCGCCGCCUGUAAGGGAAGCGCCGCCGCUGGGGAUUGAGCGCCGCCGCCGCUGCAGUCUGAAGCGCCGCCGCUGAUGACUUCCGACGAAGAAGCCGCCGGCAGAGGCAGGGGGAGAGGCCGGCGAGGUCGUGGCAGCCGUUUGCGCGUUCCUAGGCUUAUGGAUCCUUAUUCGAUGAGAUUACCGCCGGCGACAAUUGAUCCAAGUCCGGUCGAUUCGACACUUCUUUGGGGACAUGGCCAACAUCGUAUUGACUCUGUUUGGACAAACGAGGCUGGUGAUCGAUCUUUCCAUGUUCGAGGUACGACCAUUUUAGUACCUUACCGUGAGCUUUAUCGGCCAUAUCUCGAAGCGGCAGGCUUGUUAAGUGUCGUGCCCCUAGUCCCUAUGAACCCCGAUGCGAGUUUGAUUACUGCACUCGUAGAGAGGUGGCGACCCGAGACGUCGACCUUCCAUCUACCGUGUGGUGAGGUCACGAUCACGUUAGAGGACGUUGUUACACUGUCCGGUUUGGCGAUCGACGGUGAUGCCGUCGUAGUUGAUAUACCGGAUGAGGAGUGGUCGGCGAUCUGUUUGCGACUGUUAGGACGGGUUCCUUAUGAUCUUGUAGGCGGGGUCGCUGUUGUUAGGAUUACAUGGCUGAGGGUUGAAUUCAGCCAUCUGCCGGAUGAUGCAUCACAGGAGGUUAUAGAGCAGUUUGCACGAGCUUAUGCUCUAUCUCUGAUUGAAGGUGUACUUUUCCCGGAUCGGUCUGGAUCUACGGUGCACCUACAGUACCUACUUCUGAUUGAGGAUUGGGAGAGGGCUGGAGGGUUCGCCUGGGGAGCUGCUGUUUUAUCCUACCUGUACCGUGAGAUGGGUAGGUCGACUUUGCACAUUUCGCAUACCGGCACUUCUCUAGCCGGUGACCUUGGUGGAUGGGUCGCCCUACUGCAGUUCUGGGUGUGGGAGCGAUUCCCACAUCUGGCACCUCGAGAUUCAGAGACGAGGGCACCGGCCACCGAGGAUGCACAUCCACGUGGUCUUCGAUGGCUUUCGGCCAGCAGUCGUCAGUAUGGUGACCAACUAUUCCAGUACAAGCUGUGGUUUGACGCGAUGGACACCGUGGUGUGGCAACCUUACCGUGAGAGAGCACUUCAUCUCAGAGGUAGUGUGAUACAGUCUGAUACAUUUCGAGCAGUAGUGCCACUUAUCUGCUUUUCAUCGGUGAUGUGGCAUCAUCCAGACCGCGUGCUCCGGCAGUUUGGCAUGAGGCAGCAUGAGCCUCAUCAGCCACAUCCUGAGGCUGAGGUUAGGUUUUUAUUUCGCCAGGCUACUCGUGGGCCAUCGCGUGGGCAGCAGUUGGUACACGCCUCCAGAGAGUCGCUUGAUUUCUGGAACCGUCGACACGAGUUUGUAGCGACAUCUUCAUACACUGAUGAUGAGUUAGUCUACCACUCGGAGCAUAUGGAGUGGUAUAGAGAUGUCACCAGACGUUCCGGCACACGGAGAGGAGCUGUAGCGGAGGCACUGUACGACACUAUCGAGCAUGCUGAGGUGAGUUUGCGUGACGGUGGGAGGGCUGGAGGACUGACCCCUGACCAGUGUGAGGACUUGGCCAACUUUAUGGCAUCCGGGGUUGCUACUCUAGGGUUUGAGCAGCGUAGAUACCCUGAUCUCACAGUACCUGUACAGCCCCAUUAUGCGGAGCCUGUCAUGACUGCCUGGCCAGAGCGUACUGAUCCGACACCGGACUGGGUCGCCCCAGAGCCACAGUUCAGACAGGAGCGUAGGCCAUGUAGA